Messenger RNA from Myiozetetes cayanensis, 5810 nucleotides. RefSeq names its product phosphoinositide-3-kinase adaptor protein 1 (gene PIK3AP1). NCBI's taxonomy places the organism in Eukaryota, Metazoa, Chordata, Aves, Passeriformes, Tyrannidae. The record is from RefSeq and is a predicted model, not a curated record. Gene Ontology annotation, cellular component: cytosol. The transcript has 17 exons. Gene Ontology annotation, molecular function: phosphatidylinositol 3-kinase regulatory subunit binding; signaling receptor binding. The coding region runs from base 89 to 2485 and encodes 798 amino acids. Gene Ontology annotation, biological process: signal transduction.
GGGACGCGGCACCGGGCUGAGGGCUCCCCGCCGCUCCGCCGGCGAUGUGAGGAAAGGGAAGCCACUCUUUCCCCGCCAGUCCCGGACCAUGGCGGCCCCCGGAACCCCUGGAGAAUAUGACGUGCUGAUUGUGUAUGCAAGUGACGCUACUGAAUGGUGUCAGUACCUCCAGAACCUCUUCCUCUUUACUUGGCAUAUUAGAAAGCAUCGGAUUCUGACCUACCAGCUGGAAGGCGAGUCUGCCAUCUCCCCCCAGGAGCUGGACCUGUUCAGCAGAAGUCGGAGCAUCAUCCUUUUGCUUUCUGCAGAGCUCGUGCACAGUUUUUAUCUUCCUCACGUCCUGCAAAGCCUUCAGGAAGCUUUAUGGCCUCCGUGCAAAGUAGUCAAGCUGUUCUGUGGCGUUACGGACUGUGACGACUAUUUGACCUUUUUCAAGGACUGGUCUCAGUGGCAGGAACUCACAAAUGAUGAUGACCCUGAUGCUUACCUUGCAGCUGUCAAGAAGGCUAUUUCAGAAGACUCCGGAUGUGACUCUGUGACUGAUACAGAAACAGAAGACGAGAAGAAUCCAGCUUACUCCCACAGUCUUGCCAUGAGUGAAGAACACGGAUCAUCCAAGAGCACUGGGGACCAUCCAGUGGUGCAGCCUGACCGCAUACAGUGUGGGGUGCAGACAACAGUUUAUAUUAUCAUGAAAUGUAAACUAGAUGGUGAAAUGAAAACUGAAGUUGAAUUCUCUCCAGAGAAUGCAUCCUCUGUGCGUGUACUGGCUGAGAUGGAGAAUGAGUACACAAUCUCUGUGAAGGCUCCAAAUUUAACCUCUGGGACAGUACCUCUGCAGAUAUAUUCAGGGGACUUGAUGGUGGGAGAAACAAGUGUCACUUACCACACGGACAUGGAAGAAAUCAGCAGUCUGUUGGCUAAUGCAGCCAACCCCGUGCAGUUCAUGUGCCAGGCCUUUAAAAUCGUGCCAUACAGCAUAGAAGCACUGGACAAACUGUUGACUGAGUCACUCAAGAAGAACAUUCCUGCCAGUGGUUUACACCUGUUUGGAAUCAACCAGCUGGAAGAAGAAGAUAUGACAGCAAAUCAGAGGGAUGAGGAGUUGCCAACACUGCUUCACUUCUCUGCAAGAUAUGGGCUGAAGAACCUCACUGCCUUGCUGCUUACAUGCCCUGGAGCGCUGCAGGCCUACAGUGUAGCCAACAAGUAUGGCCACUAUCCAAACACCAUAGCAGAAAAGCAUGGCUUUAAGGAUCUCCGCCAGUUCAUUGAUGAAUAUGUGGAAACUGCAGAUAUGCUGAAGAGUCACAUUAAGGAAGAGCUGAUGCAAGGCGAGGAGGAUGAAUCUAUUUAUGAGUCCAUGGCUCAUCUGUCCACAGAUCUGUUAAUGAAGUGUUCCUUGAAUCCUGGCUCCGAUGAAGAGCUUUAUGAAUCCAUGGCUGGCUUUGUCCCUGGUGCUCCAGAAGAUCUUUAUGUAGAGAUGCUUCAGUCCAAACCAGACACUCCAGCUGCUGGAGAUGAAGUUUCACUAACUACAAAAGACUCAAUGCUCCGCAGGUUUUUAGAAGGCAGUAGCGUGGAUGUGCCAGAUUCAGAGGAAGGAGUUUACGAGCCGUGUGUUGAAGAUGUAUACUACCGGGUGGAACAAGAUACUUUUCCACAGGAAAUGGCCAACAGACCUCCAGUUCCUGUUCCAAGACCAGAGUCUAGUUCUCCACAGCCAGACAAUGAGCUGUACAUCUCCAAAAUUUUUGCACAGAAAGCUCAAAGACCUGAGAAUCUUUAUGUCCCUAGAGGAAGGAUUAAGAAAGAGACAAUAGUCAGGCCUGUAAGGGACCUGUCUCAAUCAAGCAUAUAUGAUCCAUUUGCUGGAAUGAAAACCCCAGGCCAACGGCAGCUGAUUACAUUACAGGAGCAAGUGAAAAUGGGCAUACUCACUGUGGAUGAAGCUGUACUUCAUUUUAAGGAGUGGCAACUGAAUCAGAAAAAGAGAUCAGAAUCAUUCCGGUUCCAGCAGGAAAAUCUGAAACGUCUACGAGACAGCAUAACCAGGAGGCAAAUGGAGAAGCAAAAAAAACACAAAAGUGCAGAUUUAGAAAUUACAGUACCCAUUCGACGUUCUCAUAAUACUUUGGGGAGACCAGAAUGUGGAAUAUAUGAAUACACCCCCAGGAAAAACGUUUUUCCACCAAAAAAGGAGUUAAAGCGAGGAGACUGGAAAACAGAAAGCACAUCCAGCACAACAAGUAGUGCAAGUAACCGCUCCAGCACUCGGAGCAUACUGAGUGUCAGCAGUGGGAUGGAAGGGGACAGUGAGGACAAUGAAGUCCCAGAAACAACUCGGAGCCGCAGCCCAGUCGCCCACCAAGCAGAGAGGCUGCCUUUUCCAGAAAGGCCUCCCAGAGUGCCUCCUCGAGGUGCAAGCAGGCCUGUAAGCUGUGAAGACUUUUAUCCUCCACCUGUACCACCAAGAGGUCGCUGAAUCUCUCAACAGCUGUGGAAUAUGAGAUUUUUUCUUUUUAUACAUGUGUUUGUACAGAUAUUUUUUUGCUGUCUUAAAUUAUUUAUUAGCAGGACCCAAAUGUUUUCAUCCCCUUCCUCCUCCCUGAAGCUCUGAUGACUUUCCCCAUGAUUUUCACUGAGACUUCUUGGCCUUCCAUAUCUUUUUUUAGUUGGAAGAAUUUUGGUGCUUUGGGGCUUCAAGAAAAAGUGUCACGGUUGGGAAGGAGAAUGCUGAUGUGUGUCUUAGGAGCCCUGCACUGACAUGAAGUUUCCUUUUGACCAAGAAAACACACAUGUCCUUUUAAGAACUAAAUGCUGAUAAGCAUUGUUACUAAACCCCUCAACACAGUCUGCAAGGGCUUGACUGGAAAACAUACUUGAAAAACGAAAGAAAAUAAGUUGUUUGAAGAAUGCUCAUGACAGCAGGAGCAGGUGAAUAUACUGCUGUUAGGCAAAACAUUUUGGGCACAGAUAUACUGACCUUUCAGAAGGCAUAGCAUCCUCCUCCAGCAAUCAUUAAACCAUGGGAGGAUGAGAAAUUGUCUGUCCUGAAGAAUGUAUUUUGCAUACAGCCUUGAAAAUGCCUUUUCCUUUCCCUUUCCUCCCUGAAGAGGACAGACAUUAACAAGGGGGUUGUGUGUGCUGAAUUUAACAUGAAAAUUUCCAAGGUAGUUGGUAAGGAACCUGCUGUAUAUCACAAACCAACUGUACUUAAACCUUUUUUUUGUGUGUAGGGGGUGGGUAUGGUGUUAUGAAAUCGUAAGACUGGCCUCUCAGAGGAAGGAACUGGUGGCAGUACUGUGUUCUGUAUCUCUUACAUGUGGUCAUCACAGAAGCAAUAUGAAGGCAUUUCACUUCAUGCUCAGGAAUAGUACAGUGAGUCUCCAAUUAUCAGUGCACACACUUCACAAAUACCAGCUGUGUUUUAGCUGGCUGCAGUGGAAACAGGCAGCCUGGGGGCUGGACUCUCCUUGCUCUACAGUUCCUUUCUAGCAAUGUGAAUCCACAACAGCUGUGUCCAGCCUUUUUUCUGCCUAAGGGCUUACAAACUUAAGGAGGCUUCCUGGUUUGGCUCUCUUCCAGACCUUGAAAUCUUUUGUGCAUAUCCUGGCCCUUGGGCGACAAGUAUAGUCUUGGUUGUCCAAGAGUGACACAGAUGGGAAUUCUUCAAGAUAACAAUCAGGGUGGAGAAUUAAGCAUCAUUACCUACUUGGUUUUCAAGCCAUUCUCCCUCUCCAGCCCUGAAAAAGACAUAGAUACACCUGUGUUAGGUGAUCCCUCAGGUGCAGGUAGGACACAUAAAGCUUCUGUCCAAUCAUGUCAGCUCCUCUUCAUCUGUGAGAGAGCAGGUCACAGAGUUGCAGUUCCUUUCUCCUGUAGGGUGGCAAACCCAAUGUGUGAAGCUGCAGGAGUGACAAGACAGCAACUCUGACUCAGCCAGUACUGAAUGAAGAUGGAGAAGCCCCUGCUGCUUUCAGGGGUAUAGGCACAUGUUAAAUACCAUCUAUGCAUUGAGCUCCCAGUGUAUGACUCCAAAUAUCCUCUCCUUUUGAUGAUAGAGGGAUGCGGGUGUUGUGCUGCAGACCUAUAGUUACAGAGGUGUCCUUUCUGUUUAGGGUUUUUUUCUUAUUUAAAGGACCUCAGUGCCUUCUCCAGUAAGUCUGGCAUUAUAGACUCUCAGUUACAGUUUGCUCUUUGUUCACAGUAGUCAAGGGAACAGUGAGGUGGGAGCUGCCUUCCUGUGCUCCCCUUGGAAUGAAACAAGGUUUCCACCACUAUUAGGUCAAAUUGGAAGCAGGGAAGGAGGUUUUGGUGCUGAAAUGAGGAAAACAGUAGCAAGGAUAAGUGAAAGAAUUAGGGAUAAAUGAAAUAAACCAAAAGAGGAAAUUCACCACCUUGAUUGUUUUCAGCUGCCACAUGCUUUGGUUUGCAAACUCCCUGGUUCUGUUUAAAUUUCCCCAUCUCCUUAGUGCUGGUUGCAGCUGUGUCCCAGAGCUUGGAGACGUGAUGUGAUAAGAGGAAUUUAUCUGCUUCCACAUCUGUCAGGCACAGCAUAAGGUAAAAUUGUAGGAUGUGGGGAAAACGGUAAUAAGGCAGGAAAUUAAGAGAAAAAUAUAAAAGCAUAUUAUGCAGAAGAUUUCCUUUCAAGGCUAUUGGACUGAAGCACCCCAGGGAUCCAUCUUCUCAAGCUAAUUUUUAAUGUACCAUACUUAAGCGUUUGCCUUUGCACAAUCCUGAUAACAUGUCUGUGAACUGGAAUUUUAUUGUUAGUGCUGUGAUGAGAUGGUUUAUAUCUGAACUGCUGAAAAGCACCUCAUAAGUAGCCUUUCAAUCCCUCUCUCAUUUGAAGCUCUGAUACUUCCUUACUCUGACCUGACCUAUCAUACAAAAUCUGUUUUGGAGGAGAGGUGAGCUGGGACAGGUGGAGCUGAGGCAUAUUAUAAAUGCAUUCUGUUCAAGCCCCUUCUGCACUGCCUAAGGGAGGGAAAUUGAAGAUGCAGCUGUAGUUUCAGGCAUUCCUGCCUCACUUCUGCUGGAUUAAUUGCGGAUCUCACUGACCAGCAAUCGCUGCAAAACUAUCACCCUAUCAAGGAGAAAAGGAACAGUGCUAAAACGGCUUCACUGUUAAAUGCAGGUAAACAGCGGGGAUGCAGGCAUGACUUCCAAGUCUCUUGCAGGCCAGUAGAGAUGCCCCUGCUUAGCCACCAAAGUGUAUGUUCCACACAGGUUGGAUUCAUACAGUUGCUUUAAGCCUCUUACAUCUCAAUAUAUGGAGUCCUUCUAUCUCUAGACUCCAUUUGUGCUGGUGAGCACGUGGUGUGUGUUGCUUCCACCCAGGAUGAGAAGUGUGGUGAAACUGAAGCUUAGAAGAGACCAGUGAAGAAAACUGCAUGCUACCAGAUUGUUGGUCACUCAAGAAUAUGCUUGGGGGGCAGAGUGGGAAUGAAGAGAAGAGUGUUUCUGAUGGACAUUAGAGUUCAAGGACUGAACAGAUAAUAAAGUUGCUGGUAAAAGUGGCCUGGCCAGCAGUGGGGGCAUCAACCAAUCCACCAAACUCAUCUGGCAGCUGGCUGGCCCAAGGGAACUGUUUGCUCUUUGUACAGCAUGCCUUGAAAACUCUGCUGCAGCAGAUAGCUCUGGCUGGCCCUGUUGCUGACUGAGACUUUAAUGCUGAAUAAACUGAAGAUGGUGAAGCCUCCUCUCUCUGUCUCCCAAGGGUAAGCUAUUCUGUUUUGGACUGAGAUGCAAUGACUAGAAAGAAGCAUAUGCUGUUACCAAAGCUGUCUAGUUUUUCUUUGUGUAUG